AUAACUCAAAACUGUAUCAUAUCGCCAUCGAAGAAUAAGAAAAUCGCCUGCAACAUUGAGUUGGCAUUUUGAGAAUUGAAACAAGUUCUCCAUCGAAACUGUUUAGCGCGGCUCUGCGUAUGCUGCAUCAUGCAUUUUCACUGAUGUCUUUUCCAGACGGUAAGAUUAUCUCGUUACUUAGACUUCAUAUUUAAAAGGUGAAAAGGCGCAAAGUCAGCUCCUUUGUACGACCUGGAAUCGACGCCGUCGACAGCAAGUUCACCAUGCUCAAACCCUGGUUCGAGGCUCGUGUCUUGCUAAGGUAGUAGGACGUUUUCGGCCAUGGUCAUUUUCUGGACUGUGGUUGUCCGGUGCCACGACAUCCUCGUCCCCUCCGAACCUCUGAGCCUGCGCUCUCACGACCGCCAUCGUCAUUGAUCCCUACCAGACCAUGAAGAGGAUAAGCUCGAGCUAUCUGCAGGCGGAGCGAACCGUGCUGCGGCUCCUCCACGGCCGCGAGACCCGGACCCGGCUCACCCAGAUCCACGCCUACUUCCUCCGCCACGGCCUCGAUCAGUCCAACCAAGUCCUCGCGCACUUCGUCUCGGUCUGCGGCUCCCUCAACCGGAUGCCCCACGCCGCGCGCGUCUUCGCCCAGGCCCAGUACCCGAACGUCAUCCUCUUCAACGCCAUGAUCAAGGGCCACUCCCUCUGCGGACCCUUCGAGCGUUGUCUGGACCUGUUCUCCGCCAUGAAGGGCCGCGGCAUUUGGCCCGACGAGUACACAUUUGCGCCUCUGCUCAAGAGUUGCUCGAGCCUCGGGGACCUGAGGCUCGGGAGGGGCUUGCACAGGGACGUGCUUGUUGCUGGGUUUGUGCGUUUUGCUUCGAUUCAGAUCGGGUUGGUCGAGCUUUAUGCGGGAUGUGCCGAAAUGGGCGAUGCACAGAAGGUGUUUGAUGAGAUGCUUCAUAGGGAAGUGAUUGUUUGGAACUUGAUGGUUCGUGGGUUUUGUAGAGCUGGCGAUGUCGAGAUGGGUUUGGAGAUUUUUCGGAGAAUGAGUGAGCGGAAUGUUGCUUCCUGGAAUACGAUAUUUUCUUGCUUGGGGCAGAGUGGGAGGGAUAGGGAAGCUCUGGAACUUUUCGAUGAGAUGCGGAAGCAGGGUUUCGAGCCAGAUGAGGUAACGGUUGUCAGUUUGUUGCCUGUGUGUGCUCGUUUGGGUGCGGUGGAUGCCGGGCAACAGAUUGAAUCCUAUGCUGAGUCGAGCAGGCUUUUGAAUGAUUUCAUCUCCGUUGGAAAUGCAGUCAUCGAUUUCUAUUGCAAGAGUGGAGAUAUGGAGGCUUCUAUGCGGAAGUUCAGGGAAAUGCCAAGGAAGAAUGUGGUAUCAUUUAAUACCAUGAUCACAGGCAUGGCAUUUAAUGGAAAGGAUCGACAAGGAGUCAAGUUAUUUGAGGAGAUGGCGACAGAAGGUGUGAUUCCGAAUGAUGUUACUUUUGUCGGUGUAUUGACAUGCUGUAGUCACACCGGUAUGGUGGACAGAGCGCGAGAUCUGUUUGCUUCUAUGAGCAUGGAUCACCAAAUUGAGCCGAAGCUUGAGCAUUAUGGCUGUAUGGUCGACCUAUUAGGACGCAGCGGAUGUGUGAGAGAGGCUUUUGAAUUGAUCAGGAAAAUGCCUAUGACACCAAAUGCCGCACUCUGGGGCUCAGUGCUCAGCGCUUGCCGUACCCAUGGGGAUAAGGAGCUCGCAGAACUCACUGUUAAAGAGCUGAUUAACCUCGAACCUUGGAAUUCGGGUAAUUAUGUAUUGUUAUCAAACUUAUAUGCAGAAGCAGGGAGAUGGAAUGAGGUGGAGAAAGUAAGAGUCCAGAUGAGAGGGCGCUGCGUUCACAAAGUAGCCGGCUACAGUGCUGUUGGAUAGUAAGGAGAUCUCAUUCUUAAGGCUGAUCCUCAAUCAGUGAGCUGGGGAAGCUGGACGUCACGGCCGUCUAAUGUGAAAGGUGCAUGAUGUGAUGGAGACUUAGCCGGCCGAAGGAUUGAGAACAGAGAACAUCCUCAAAGAUAAUACACUUGAUCCUUUACUGGUUAA
This is a messenger RNA of Eucalyptus grandis, 2062 nucleotides long. Its product is annotated as pentatricopeptide repeat-containing protein At1g09190. Gene Ontology annotation, biological process: RNA modification. The record is from RefSeq and is a predicted model, not a curated record. Gene Ontology annotation, molecular function: protein binding; RNA binding. NCBI's taxonomy places the organism in Eukaryota, Viridiplantae, Streptophyta, Magnoliopsida, Myrtales, Myrtaceae. The transcript has a single exon. The coding region runs from base 431 to 1894 and encodes 487 amino acids.